Rhincodon typus (whale shark) is the source of this 2663-nucleotide messenger RNA. RefSeq names its product 25-hydroxyvitamin D-1 alpha hydroxylase, mitochondrial (gene cyp27b1). The record is from RefSeq and is a predicted model, not a curated record. Gene Ontology annotation, biological process: cholesterol metabolic process; cellular response to peptide hormone stimulus; cortisol metabolic process. Gene Ontology annotation, molecular function: iron ion binding; monooxygenase activity; oxidoreductase activity, acting on paired donors, with incorporation or reduction of molecular oxygen. Gene Ontology annotation, cellular component: mitochondrial inner membrane. Lineage: Eukaryota; Metazoa; Chordata; Chondrichthyes; Orectolobiformes; Rhincodontidae. The coding region runs from base 1 to 1512 and encodes 503 amino acids. The transcript is spliced from 9 exons.
AUGUCCCUCGUCCUAAAGAUGGUCAACCGAUUCCCUGUCUGUUGCAGGUACGUUACAGAAAUGGUGAAAUCUGCCUUGUCCAAGAAACAAGAGACGAAGAGCUUGAGAACUAUGUCUGAGAUGCCGGGUCCUAGCGCUGUACGGUUUGCACAUGAUUUGUUCUUCAAGAAAGGACUGGCCAGGUUACAUGAGAUGCAGCUGGAGGGGAAGGCAAAGUAUGGUCCUGUGUGGAAGGCACGUUUUGGGCCUAUCUUGACAGUACAUGUUGCAGAUCCAUCAUUAAUCGAACAAGUCUUGCGGCAGGAAGGGACACUUCCAAUCCGUUCUGAUUUAUCAUCUUGGAAAGAUUACAGACAAUAUAGAGGACAUGCUUAUGGACUCCUCACAGCGGAAGGAGAGGAGUGGCAGAGGCUCCGCAGCAUGCUCAGCAAACACAUGUUGAAACCAAAGGAAGUGGAGGCGUACGGUGGUGUCCUCAAUGAAGUUGUCACUGACCUGAUCCACAGGCUCCGGCACCAACAAACCAAGAACGACCAGGUCUUGGUGAAGGAUCUGGCAGAAGAGUUUUAUAAGUUUGGAUUAGAAGGUAUCUCUUCAGUGCUCUUUGAGACACGGAUUGGCUGCCUCAAGUCUGAUGUUCCCAAGGAAACAGAAGAUUUUAUCCAAUCGAUUAACACCAUGUUUCAAAUGACACUCAUCACCAUGGCAAUGCCAAAGUUUCUGCACAAAAUCUAUCCAAAACCUUGGUGCAAAUUUAUUGCCUGCUGGGAUUACAUGUUUUCUUUUGCUAAAGGACACAUAGACCGAAGGAUGGCUGAAAUUCAACAGAAAGUAGCUAGAAAGGAGCCAAUCGAGGGGAAAUACCUGACUUACUUUCUGUCAUCGCAGAAUCUCCCCAUGAAAACUAUUUAUGGCAAUGUCACAGAGUUGUUACUCGCUGGUGUAGACACAAUUUCCAGCACAAUGUCAUGGACAUUAUAUGAGUUGUCCAGGCACCCAGACAUUCAGACAGCCCUCCACCGAGAAAUCAAAGCGAUAGUUGGAGACAAGCAUAUUCCCUCAGCCACUGAUGUGGCAAAGAUGUCCCUCAUGAAAGCUGUUGUGAAGGAAGUACUGAGGCUUUAUCCUGUAAUCCCAGGAAAUGCUCGUGUGAUUCCAGAUAAAGAUAUCCAAAUUGGAGAAUACAUCAUUCCCCAAAAAACUCUGAUUACGCUGUGUCACUAUGCAACCUCACGAGAUAAGGAAAUCUUCCCCAAUCCUGACUGCUUUCAGCCCAAACGAUGGCUUCACAAGGAUCAGAGUUUUCAUCCCUAUGCAUCCAUCCCAUUUGGAUUUGGCAAGAGGAGCUGCAUUGGAAGAAGAAUUGCAGAGUUAGAGAUCUACCUAGCACUGGCUCGAAUUCUAAUCCACUUUGAGGUGAGACCAGAGUUUAAGGGAGGCAUCGUAAAGCCAAUGACUCGAACUCUGCUGGUGCCAGAGCAUGAAAUCAAUCUACAAUUUAUUGACAGAUGACCAUGUCCACAGGACUCUUUCACAGUUAAAACUAAGAAAAAGAAACUUGCCAAAUCAGAUUAUAUCAUUUAGCCAUUUUGAGGGGGAAUCAUGAGUGGGCCAUUGUCAGCCCAGAGUUGAAUCCACGAAUAUGACCAGUGCAGCCCAACAGCUGAGGCCACAAGGUCUAAAUGCUCGUGGUAAUUGGAGAAAAGACUGUACAUCACAUAUAUAUUAUUACCUUACCAUGUCUUUGAAAAAUUUCAAGAUGUUUCACAAUCAACUAUGUUGAAAUCUGGGGACCAUUUCAUUUGGAAGUCAUCUUGGAAAGUGAAAACUCUCUCAAACUGCAAAAAUAUGGGACAAUAUUUAUUGACUAAGCUAGGAAGGGCAGACCAGGUUGAAAAGAUUUUAGUCCACCUUAAUUUAGUUUUUAUUACUGGGUUACAAUGCUGAGGGCAUGGAUGCAUUGGCAAGGGGAUAUACUGAUUUUUGUUUAAUAAGCCCCUCUGGCUAGAUGGUGUGGCCCCCAUUUUCAGGGUGGUUGUACAAAUAAUUUAAUUUGCACUGAAUAUAUUACACAAACUGUUGCAAAUAAUUGAAAUAAAAUAAUGAAAGCAGCUGUUUUAAAAAUUAAUCACACCAUAUUCCUGGUAAAUAAAACAAGUUGAAUUCAGGGAUUUAUUAAUGGCUGAGGUGGUGACCUUGAGAGAGCAGUGCUGGUAGAUUAUGGUUGCCAGAAAUUUAUUUGAAAACAGGAAGGUGAAUAACACCACUACAUCUGUUGGGUACAAAUAGUUCUUUUUUUAGAAGUUGCAAAAAUGAUUUGUUGGAGCACUUCAGCCAGUGACCGAAACACAGUCCAACAGACAACAACACUACACUCCUUCCUGAAAUACAUCAUCAUCACCAUGUCACCUAGUGUCCUGCUCACUGAUCAAUUCCAUUCAAAUCUGGGCAAUGAUCUUCUUUUAAUUUCAAGUCUUAGUUUUGUCUUCCUCGAAAGGGAAUUUUGACAAUUUAUCCUCAUUUUGUAUCUGAGACACUAGUAUCAGUAGAUAUGGUUGUUUUGUGUGCAUUUGUUUGACCUUCAGUGUAAAUGUGUGCAACGAUUUGAAAUUCUUUUAGGCAUGUGUACAUUGUAUUGAUAAUUUAAAAUAUUUUAUAAUUUU